CUCUCAUCCCUUAUCGUUUAGAUGUCGUACGUCAAUCUGUCAUGUUUUUGUUGGUAAAUCUUUGAAAGUAGCUUUUCUUGAAUUUCUGCCGAAAUUUCUCACGGCAAUAAUCAGCUAUUUUGCGUGAUAUCCUAUCAAAAUGGUGCUUCGCACAUAUGGUGACAAACCCAUAAGCUUCCAGCUUGAGGAAAAUGGUGAAUAUUACUGUGUUGGUUCUGAGGUGGGCAACUACUUGCGCCUUUUCAGAGGCUCACUAUACAAGAAAUACCCUGGCAUGUUCAGAAGGUCCAUCACAAAUGAGGAAAGAAGACGUUUGAUAGAGCUUGGUUUAAGCCAACACGUAUUAGCCAGCAGUGUAUCGCUGCUUAGAACAGCUGAAGUUGAGGAUAUCAUAGAAGGAAACGAUGAAAAGUAUAAGUCAGUGUCAGUCCAUACAUCUGAACCACCACAGCCUAGAGAGAGCAAAUCCAAGAAAAACCAGCAAUGGGUUCCAUCUUUACCAAAUUCCAGUCAUUUGGACGCUGUACCACAAGCAACAUCUAUCAAUAGAAACAGAGUGGCUGCCAAAAAGGUGAGAACAUUUCCCCUUUGUUUCGACGACACAGAUCCGCAGUUGAAUGUAGAAAAUUCAUGCCAGCACGAACUUUUGGUUCCAAUAAGGCUGGACAUGGAGAUUGAGGGACAAAAGCUCAGGGAUACCUUUACUUGGAACAAAAACGAGAGCCUGAUAACACCGGAACAGUUCGCCGAAGUGCUAUGCGACGAUUUGGACCUAAAUCCAUUGACAUUUGUGCCAGCCAUCGCGCAGGCAAUCAGGCAACAAUUGGAGGCGUUCCCCAAUGAACCACCGAGUAUUAUCGAGGAAAAUGCUGAUCAGAGGGUUAUCAUCAAGCUCAACAUCCACGUUGGAAAUACUUCGUUGGUCGAUCAGGUCGAAUGGGAUAUGAGCGAGAAAACGAACAACCCGGAAGAAUUCGCUCUGAAACUGUGCACCGAGUUGGGUCUAGGCGGUGAAUUCGUGACGGCGAUAGCGUACUCCAUAAGGGGCCAAUUGUCCUGGCACCAAAGGACGUACGCUUUCAGCGAGGCCCCACUGCCGACCGUUGAGGUUCCGUUCAGAGCGGCCGGUGAGUCCGAUCAGUGGGCCCCCUUCCUCGAGACCCUCACCGACGCAGAGAUGGAAAAGAAGAUCAGGGAUCAAGAUAGGAAUACCAGGAGGAUCAGGCGUUUGGCCAACACUACGCCUGGGUGGUAGAUCUGGUAUAGGAUUUUAUGUAUAAGCUGGAUGAUCAAAUAUUGGUAUUAUCAUUUUUAUCGAGCGGUUUUAGAAGUUGACGUCAAGCCGGAAACGGGGGAUAGGAAGUCAUAUCAGUUAUCAGAAAAAUUAAAAAAAUCCAAGUCGUUUACUUUUCAAAUUACAGGCAAUAAAAAAUCGGAAAAAUCCACAUGAUCUUUUAGUUUCCAUUACUACAAAUUUCAUUGUUUUAAGCAGUGACGGAUAGUGAAAAUCGUCAAAAACGCCUCACAUAAUUAAUGGAUGCCCCCUUAUGUUGAAAAACGCAUCAAAAAUUGAGAAAUAAUUCUUUUAAAACCACUCAUCAGUUUUUCAUCAAACAAAAAUUGUCGAUUCAAUCUAUGAAAAUUUAUGAAUGUAGAAUGUUUAGUAUUAUUAAUUGUAAAGUGGUGAGCAUCAAAAAGUACCUAGAAUUGUAUGCAAAUUGACAAAAAACUUGAAUAAAACAUAUAGAAAAAA
This is a messenger RNA of Acanthoscelides obtectus, 1753 nucleotides long. Lineage: Eukaryota; Metazoa; Arthropoda; Insecta; Coleoptera; Chrysomelidae. The record is from the annotation of a GenBank genome assembly.